This is a messenger RNA of Cryptococcus deneoformans JEC21, 619 nucleotides long. RefSeq lists its product as hypothetical. The coding region runs from base 82 to 555 and encodes 157 amino acids. The record is from RefSeq and is a predicted model, not a curated record. NCBI's taxonomy places the organism in Eukaryota, Fungi, Basidiomycota, Tremellomycetes, Tremellales, Cryptococcaceae. The transcript is spliced from 3 exons.
UUGCCUUCUGUUCCUCAUCUAUCAUCUUUCCCACCUCAACAUAGCGCUGGACGUGGCUGGUUAGAAAGUCUCGGGUUAUCAAUGCCCAAGUUUCUCUCCUGCUUCCCCUCUCAACGCUCAGCCGCAGCCCAAUACGACCCUCUAUUACCCACGUCAAACGAUAUUACGAACGAUGCGGACAACCACAAGAAGACUAUAGCAUCAUGUAUCUUCUGCGAUGUUUCCAGAGACAAAGAUUUCAAUAUUGUUUACGAGGAUCAAGAGUUGAUCGCUUUCCAUGAUCGCACGCCCCGAGCCGUCACACACCUCCUCAUUAUCCCUCGAUCUCACGUAGCAUCUUCCGUUAGACAGCUUACCCACGAGCAUUUGCCGUUGAUUCAAUGGCCGCUUUAUCUCGCACACUUGUGCCCUCCAAACCGACACCGAAGUUGGGUUUCCAUAUACCUCCUUUCUCCUCUGUACCGCAUAUCCAUCUACACGUCUUCUCUGGGCCACACACGUUUAUUGGCAAAUUCAAAUAUCCCGUCACCACUUAUGCAGCAGGGAAAGGUUUAGGAUGGUUCGUUACCAUUGAGCAAGCAAGGAAUACGCUAGAAAGAGGGGGGACGAUAGGUUUGGG